Apis dorsata (giant honeybee) is the source of this 753-nucleotide messenger RNA. It is a transcript of the gene Cpr49Ah, whose product is annotated as endocuticle structural glycoprotein ABD-4-like. Lineage: Eukaryota; Metazoa; Arthropoda; Insecta; Hymenoptera; Apidae. Gene Ontology annotation, molecular function: structural constituent of chitin-based larval cuticle. The record is from RefSeq and is a predicted model, not a curated record. The coding region runs from base 85 to 633 and encodes 182 amino acids. The transcript is spliced from 4 exons. Gene Ontology annotation, cellular component: chitin-based extracellular matrix.
AAUUCCUUAUUUCCUUAGGAUCACAAACGAUCUGAUUUAGUAGUGUUCAUCUUUUUUAAAAGUGUUUUCUUUAUUAAGAGAGAGAUGAAAACAAUUAUAAUAGCAAUAAUUUUAGGAUUUGCAGCAGCACAAGAUUCAAAUUAUGCUCGUAACAAUUAUCACGAAGAUAGACAAAAUCCUCCAACUGAUGAGAGGAGAGGGUCAUUAACAACAACACCUAUUCCAAUUUUACAUUGGAAUAAACAACAAGAACAUGAUGGAACUUACAAAACAAGUUAUGAAACGGGAAACAAUAUUAUCGCCGAGGAGAGUGGUUACAUCAAGAAAGUAGGCGAAGGCGAGGAACAAGGAGAAGCGUUGGUUCAACAAGGAAGUUUCUCAUAUACGAGUCCAGAAGGGAAGCUGAUCACCAUCCAUUAUACUGCCGACGAGACUGGCUUUCACGCGACCGGAGAUCACAUUCCCACGCCACCGCCAGUCAGUGAAGAGAUUCAAAAAGGCCUCGACCUCAUCUUUGCGGGCAUUCGUCAGCAAGAGGAAGCAGAUGCACGUGAGGCAGCUCAAAAACUACAACAACCCUUGAAUCAGCAAAUAGAUCGACGAGAUAAUUAUGAUAGAAAAUUUCGAAAAUGAAAUAAAUAAAAAAUAAAUAUUGUUGACAUAUGUUUUCAUGUAGUAUAAAAAUUAAGUCAAACAAUUAAGUCUUUAAAUUAAGAAUAUUUUAAUAAAAUAAAUUUUAUAAUAAUAUUAUAA